Molecule: messenger RNA, 1347 nt
Organism: Capronia coronata CBS 617.96
Lineage: Eukaryota; Fungi; Ascomycota; Eurotiomycetes; Chaetothyriales; Herpotrichiellaceae
Product: coproporphyrinogen III oxidase
Exons: 1
Coding region: 1-1347 (448 amino acids)
Cellular component (GO): mitochondrial intermembrane space; cytoplasm
Molecular function (GO): coproporphyrinogen oxidase activity
Source: RefSeq, a predicted model, not a curated record
AUGUCUUUCUCCAGACCAUCAUGGGGCUCUUUUCGAGCCAUGCAUGCGACGAGAUUCGGAGCCGCAGUUCCUCGACGACAGUCUUCAUUAUGCCCUCGCUCCUAUACAACUAGCUCUACUCGAACGUCCCCCUCUUUGGCCUCGUUUCCGCAGUCUCGUCGAACGAUAUGGCAUCCGUAUCUAGUCACGUCCCUCGGCGCUGUCUUGGUCGGCGUGUCUAUCUAUCUCGUGCAGCCCGGGCAUGUUGCCGCGAAUGAUUCACCGCCUGUGCAACAAGUGUCGUUGGCCGAAGUCGAUGAGGUCACCAAGAGAAGGACUAAAAUCACACGCAAGUCGCCCAUGCGCCUGCGAAUGGAGGCUUUGAUCCAGGAGCAUCAGAACCGCAUAGUAUUUGCUUUGGAGAACAUUGAUGGUAGCAAGUUCAAACGUGACGAAUGGGCGAGACCGCACGGUGGAGGCGGAACGUCCUGUGUACUUCAAGACGGGAACGUAUUCGAAAAGGCCGGCGUCAACACCAGCAUUGUCUAUGGCGAGCUGCCUCGUCCUGCUAUCGAAAAAAUGCGCGCGGACCAUAAAUCUUUUGUCGACUCAGAUGUGGAAACGUUGAAUUUCUUUGCAGCAGGAAUCUCUCUUGUUCUUCAUCCGCAUAAUCCUAUGGCACCCACCGUCCACCUGAACUAUCGAUACUUCGAAACCUCCGACCCUCGAGACCCCAUCAAUGCAACGGGCACAUCGCAGCAAAACUGGUGGUUUGGAGGCGGCACAGACCUGACACCUUCCUAUCUGUUCGAGGAAGAUGCAGCACAUUUCCACAAGACUAUCAAGGCUGCUUGUGACAAGCAUGACAAGGACUAUUAUCCAAGAUUCAAAAAGUGGUGCGACGAGUAUUUCAGAAUACCCCAUCGAAACGAAUCACGAGGGAUCGGCGGUAUCUUCUUCGAUGACUUGGACGCAACUGCUCAACCCACUUCGAAAAAUCCACAAGAAGACAUUUUCCAAUUCGUGGUCAGCAGUCUCGAAUCGUUCUUGCCCGCAUAUCUACCAAUCAUCAAGAGGCGCAAGGAUAUGCCGUACUUGCCUGAACAAAAGCUGUGGCAACAGAUCCGACGAGGCAGAUACGUCGAAUUCAACCUCAUCAAUGACCGAGGCACUAGCUUCGGACUUCGCACCCCUGGCGCGCGAGUUGAAAGUAUAUUGAUGAGUCUGCCACUGACCGCUCGGUGGGAAUAUAUGCAUCCCGUCUGCGGCACUGGCGUACAAGAGACCGCGGAUGAAGAGUCAGAUCAGAACUAUGAGAAAGAAAAGGAGCUGAUGGAAAUCCUCAAACACCCCAAAGAAUGGGCGUGA